AUGGCAUCCCGUAGACUGCUGGUCGACAUCCAUACCCAUGUCUACUUGCCGCGUUAUGCCUCCAUACUUCGUUCGCGUGAUAGUGCUCCUCGCAUAUCAACAGGAAAGUCUGGUGAAGAGCGCUUGCUUAUCUUGGAUAAUGAACCGAGCGGCGGACGACCUGUUGGGCCCCAGUACUGGGACAGGGAGGAAAAGCUUCAAUUCAUGUCGAAACAUUCCAUCGACAUUUCCGUAGUGAGCUCUGCAAACCCUUGGCUAGACUUCCUACCCCCGCGCGACGCAUCGAUACUCGCUCAGAAUCUCAACGAAGACCUAGAAGCGUACUGUUCCACAUCACCCACCGUUGCAGGUUGCGCGUUGCGCCAGCUGUACGGGUUCGGUCUUUUGCCUCUUGUACCCGGCGUAACAACGACGGACCUCCUCAAAGCCGUGGAGCAAGUUAGCAAGCUGCCACAUCUCAAGGGCAUCAUUAUGGGUACACGAGGUAUCGGCAGAGGGCUUGACGAUGAUGCUCUGGAACCUGUAUGGGCUGCAAUCGAACAGUCGGGCUUAGUCGCCUUCUUGCAUCCGCAUUACGGCGUCGGAACAGAACAAUGGGGAGAGAAACCCAAUGGUCACGUCCUACCGUUGUCUCUUGGCUUCCCCUUCGAAACCACUAUCGCAACGACGCGUCUGAUACUUUCCGGUACUUUCGACCGCUAUCCUGCUCUUCGUCUCCUGCUCGCCCACUCCGGUGGAGCGUUACCUCAACUGUCGUCCAGACUUGCCUCGUGCAUUGACCAUGACCCCGUCGUGGCUUUGCGGCUGAAACACGAUGCUAGACAUUACCUAGGCAAACUCUAUUUCGAUGCGGUGGCGUAUGGUCCGGAAGAGCUGGGGUUUGUCAGCGAUGUCAUUGCACGGGCUGCAAAGUAUACCGGAUUGUCCGAGAGAGACCGGUCCUUCGGCAGCAAACGGAUAAUGUUUGGUACUGAUCACCCUUUCUUCCCUCCCCUUACGACCACGGACAAAUGGCAGAGCGUGGUGGAGAAUUUGGAUGCUAUAGCAGAUGUCCGGGGAUGGAGCGAUGAAGCCAAAGCUGGGGUUAGAGGCGGCAACGCGUUAGAACUAUUCGGGCUUCUACAAACUGUCUGA
Molecule: messenger RNA, 1134 nt
Organism: Punctularia strigosozonata HHB-11173 SS5
Lineage: Eukaryota; Fungi; Basidiomycota; Agaricomycetes; Corticiales; Punctulariaceae
Product: amidohydrolase 2
Exons: 4
Coding region: 1-1134 (377 amino acids)
Biological process (GO): secondary metabolic process
Cellular component (GO): cytosol; cytoplasm
Molecular function (GO): hydrolase activity; carboxy-lyase activity
Source: RefSeq, a predicted model, not a curated record